Schistocerca piceifrons (Central American locust) is the source of this 1164-nucleotide messenger RNA. Its product is annotated as trypsin-1-like. Gene Ontology annotation, molecular function: serine-type endopeptidase activity. Bases 1 to 1164 code for a protein of 387 amino acids. The transcript is spliced from 8 exons. Lineage: Eukaryota; Metazoa; Arthropoda; Insecta; Orthoptera; Acrididae. The record is from RefSeq and is a predicted model, not a curated record. Gene Ontology annotation, biological process: proteolysis.
AUGACUGCCUAUACAGAGGCAGAUAUCUACAACGCCGAAGAAAGUGGAUUGAAAAAGGAGAUGGCUGUUGGCCGCACUCUUGCAACUAGAGGCUCUACAGAUACUGUACGAGGCCUUGAUGCUGUACCUGGCCGGCUUUGUCAGGAGGUAUUAAAUGAAUAUGCGUCGGCCACGGAACUUCUCCAGUUUCUCAUCGAUUGUGAUGUUGCUAGUGAAGAUGUAACUGUCCUGAUAGUUCCUCUUGGACUGGUAGAAGACUUCACGGAUUGGACAGAGCUUAUACUGUUCCCUCCGAGUCUGUUGGGUACUGAGAUCGUGAAACCUGAGACAUCACAGGAGGAAUCUGACUCGAGUCACCGUCAUCGUCAGGGGGAAGAUCUCAACACCAUUUCCAUCGGUGGUUCAGAAGCUUGCAAGCUCCUUUCGUCCAGCUUUGAAUCCCCCAGUGCACCUCCAGGACAGACUGACUCAAGAGUUGUGAACGGCACAGAGGCUGGAGAUAAUGAAUUUCCUUUCAUGGCUCAAUAUGUUCGUUACGGUGUACCAGAAUGCAGCGCUACAAUCAUCAACGAAUACUGGGUCAUGACUGCUGGUCACUGUGUGGAUGGGAAGGAGAUCCGCGUGUCCGACGUCCGAGCCGGUACCAACAGUGUGAGAAAUGAUACUGGUGUACUGAUCCACGUCAGCGAAUUCGUCUUCCACGAAAAUUACCAUUACGACUACAUAAACGACGUAGCUCUGAUUAAGCUGGUGCAGCCUCUCACUUUGGGUCCCCGAAUACAGCCAGUGCCUCUACCGGAACAGGGACAGCAGACAGCCGGCGGGACCAUAGCCACCGUGGUCGGAUGGGGAGCUACAGAGUCUGAAUCUUCAGCUGAAACACUGCGGAAGGCUGACAUCCCGGUGUGGUCUGACGAGGACUGUCAGGAGGCGUACGCAGGCUACGAGUACCAGGUCCUGGAGGAGGACAUCUGCGCCGGGAUGCCCGAAGGAGGCAGGGGAGAAUGUAGUGGGGAUGGAGGUGGACCGCUGUUAGUGAACGGCACUCAGAUCGGUAUAGUAUCGUGGUCCAGGAAGCCUUGCGUUACAGAGGGAUCUCCUGGGGUGUACGUCGAAGUUUCGUACUACGUAGACUGGAUCAAAGAGACGACUGGCAGAUCUUAA